This is a messenger RNA of Danio aesculapii, 1440 nucleotides long. RefSeq names its product adenosine deaminase tRNA specific 2 (gene adat2). The transcript is spliced from 6 exons. NCBI's taxonomy places the organism in Eukaryota, Metazoa, Chordata, Actinopteri, Cypriniformes, Danionidae. The coding region runs from base 129 to 773 and encodes 214 amino acids. Gene Ontology annotation, cellular component: cytoplasm; nucleus. Gene Ontology annotation, biological process: tRNA wobble adenosine to inosine editing. The record is from RefSeq and is a predicted model, not a curated record. Gene Ontology annotation, molecular function: tRNA-specific adenosine-34 deaminase activity; zinc ion binding.
CCUGAAAGGUCCAUCAGUUAUUACAGUCCUCCGUAAACACGUGCAGGGAAAACGCUACUGGUUUUUUAUUUGUGCGAACUUUACUUUAUUAGUACACUUACAAUUUUAUUAUUGAUACGUUUAUAGGGAUGCAAGAAAUCAGCGUUGAUGCCGAGAAAAAUGAUUUUCUGCAGCCCUCAGAUAGUGAGGUACAAACAUGGAUGGCAAAGGCGUUUGAUAUGGCAGUUGAAGCUCUUGAAAACGGCGAGGUUCCCGUUGGCUGUUUAAUGGUUUACAACAAUGAGAUUAUUGGAAAGGGAAGAAAUGAGGUGAAUGAAACCAAAAAUGCUACUCGGCAUGCGGAAAUGGUGGCACUGGAUCAAGUGCUGGCUUGGUGUCAUUUCAGAGAGAAGGACUGGAAGGAGGUGUGUGAACAGACUGUACUUUAUGUGACAGUGGAGCCGUGUAUCAUGUGUGCUGCUGCUCUGCGUCUGCUUUGCAUACCUUUUGUUGUUUAUGGGUGUAAAAACGAGCGGUUCGGAGGCUGUGGCUCUGUUUUGGAUGUCUCGUCAGAUAAUUUACCACAAACUGGAACUUCAUUUAAGUGCAUCGCAGGCUAUAGAGCGGAAGAAGCUGUUGAAAUGCUCAAGACUUUUUAUAAACAAGAAAACCCAAACGCUCCCAAACCUAAAGUGAGGAAAGAUUCGAUCAAUCCACAAGAUGGCGCUCCAGUCAUUCAGAUAAUAGGAGGACCACCAAAUGAGGAGACGGAAACAAUCGCUCAUUUGAGCUGAAAUAUUAAAAACAUUCCAGCGUUUACCUUGUCAUUGCCUGGAUUUCAGUGACAUUUGAUUUUGAGAUCACUCACUUGAUAUACUCCUAUUUGAGGAACCACAGUGCCUCAUUAUCCAGACCAUGUCUCACAUGAACCUCCAAGCCUCCUCUUCUUUGUUGUCGGACGCUGUUAUUUGUCUGUUAACAGUGAGUAGAAGAAAAACCAGGUCUGUUCUGCGUUAAAACACAGGUUCUUCUCCAGCUUUUGCUCUCUCUGUGUCCUCAUACAACCCGAAGACUGCCCCUGAACUCUCGCUGAUCUCAGUUUUUGGCUUGCUAGCAGAUGCAGGGCAGACCUAGGUAGAGUUUCCAGUUACUUCAUAGACAGAAACUUUACGAAUUCAUCUCUGCCAGUAACGUUACUUUCUCACCCUACUUUUGUGCCUUUUUCCGUGAAGCACAAAAGGUGUAGAGUGUUUGAAGAAUAUUGACCUUAUUUUUUUUAAGUAGGGGAGAGUGGGGAGUUGCAAACAUGGGGCAGUUGCAAUAACACUUUUUUCCUCCAUUCAGGAAUGAGCUAGAAUGACGAUAUUCAUACUAACGUUACAUAUUCUUAGUUAGACCCUCCUUUAAUCUGAGAGAAACCAGCCAUAUGUGAAGAUUCCUUCAGUAUAAAACUCAUUUUUA